This is a messenger RNA of Xenopus laevis (African clawed frog), 1753 nucleotides long. It is a transcript of the gene shpk.L, whose product is annotated as sedoheptulokinase L homeolog. The coding region runs from base 151 to 1551 and encodes 466 amino acids. Gene Ontology annotation, molecular function: sedoheptulokinase activity; kinase activity. NCBI's taxonomy places the organism in Eukaryota, Metazoa, Chordata, Amphibia, Anura, Pipidae. Gene Ontology annotation, cellular component: cytoplasm; cytosol. The transcript has 7 exons. The record is from RefSeq and is a predicted model, not a curated record. Gene Ontology annotation, biological process: pentose-phosphate shunt; glycerol metabolic process; carbohydrate metabolic process.
CAUCCAGGUUGGCCCCGCCCCCUCAUGUGUGAGCUACUUGACCUGCUAGAUAGAAGGAACCUACCCGGAAGCGAGUUCACUCUUGUUUCCCUGAUGGUGGGCGGGGUUUUCAGUCCCGCCUCCUGUGUUUGUGAACUUUGACAGCGCAACAUGGAGACUGACGGGUCCAGUUUGGUGCUGGGGAUUGAUGUGGGAACGAGUUCUGUGAAAGCCGUGUUGUUAGAUGCUGCUUCCGGGGAUGUAGUUCACAACCAGAGCCGGGACACCCGGGCUGAGGUGCAGAGUGAGUGCGGCCCACAGGGGAAAGAACAGGAAGUUGUCCAGAUAAUAAGAGCUUUAAAUGAUUGUGUGUCCUCUCUACCCAUGGAAAGCCUUAAAAAAGUUAUGCGCAUUGGAGUAUCUGGGCAAAUGCAUGGAGUAAUGUUCUGGAAAACAAAUCAAGGCUGCCAUUGGAUAAACAGCGGUAAUCUUCGAGUGUUUGAACCAAGAGACACUAGUUACCUUAUUACCUGGGAAGAUGGCCGAUGCACUAUGGAUUUUUUGGCUUCAUUACCUCAACCACAAUCCCACCUGUCUCUGGCAACUGGCUUUGGCUGUGCAACUAUAUUCUGGUAUUUGAGGAACAGGCCAGAUUUCCUUGAUUCCUAUGAUGCUGCUGGUACUAUUCAAGACUAUGUGGUUGCUAUGUUGUGCGGCCUGCAGAGACCUCAGAUGUCGGUACACAAUGCAGCCAGCUGGGGCUAUUUCAACACCAGAUCUAAAAAAUGGAAUAUUGACAUAUUGCGUGGAUCUGGAUUUCCAGUGUUUCUACUUCCCGACGUUGUUAAUGCUGGGUGUAUAGCAGGAAAGGCAUCUUACGAGUGGUGUGGCAUUCGCCAAGGGACGGAGGUGGGAGUGGCUCUGGGAGACUUUCAGUGUUCUGUAUAUUCAUCUUCAACAGAGAGCACAGAUGCAGUCCUUAACAUAAGCACUUCUGCUCAGCUGACAUUUUCCAUGCCAGAGGGUUUCCAGCCUGAAGACAGCCCUGACCCCGCAGAACCUGUUGCCUAUUUUCCAUACUUCAGUGACCAUUACUUGGCUGUUGCUGCAUCACUAAAUGGAGGAAAUGUACUUGCAUCGUUCAUCACAAUGUUGUCAGACUGGAUUGCUGAAUUAGGACUUGAUAUUCCCGUUUCCACCUUAUACACCCGUGUAAUUACAGCUGGUCUGUCUCAGCAUGAAACCCACCUUACUAUUCACCCUACAUUGUUUGGUGAAAGACACAUUCCUGAUAUGCUGGCAUCUGUAUCAAACAUCACAGCGGCAGGGCUUUCAUUGGGCCACGUGACUAGGGCCCUCUGCCAGGGCAUCGUUCAGAACCUGCACUCCAUGUUGCCCUCCAGUCGACUUCAGCAAUCUGGCGUUAAGAGGCUCAUUGGAAGUGGCAGUGCUUUGUCCCGGAAUGAAGUGUUAAGGCAGGAAGUGGAAAAAAUCUUCCCAUUUUCUAUUGUUUACGGAAAAGAUACAGAUUCAGCUUUAGGUGCUGCUAUGGCAAUGGUAAAGCAGUGGUAAGGGAAGCUUUCCUGCAUACUUUCCAUCUUAUAUACAACUGAUUCAAUUUGUAGCAGCAGUGUAUAUGUUGAUCUGGAAGAGUCCAUCUCUGCUUCAAGAAAUGCAAAUACUAUUUUAAUACUUAAUUAUAAUAGGGUUACACAAGUGAAAAUGUAUCAGUAUUUUAAAAGACACUAUUAUAAACUUUUCUUUUUCAUCAUUA